Messenger RNA from Cuscuta europaea, 1001 nucleotides. Lineage: Eukaryota; Viridiplantae; Streptophyta; Magnoliopsida; Solanales; Convolvulaceae. The record is from the annotation of a GenBank genome assembly.
UUUCGGUAGAGAUCGGGGCUUCCGGGAUGGGGUGCCAUUAUUUUUUAUUUUGUGAAGAAACCCUUCAACCAAAUCUGCAACCGAGUUCAGAAAUCUGUACCAAGGUGUGGAGACAUGGCCUCCAUCUCCGCUCUCACGACCAAUAUCUCACUUCAUUUCGUUCCAAAUCUCUUACCAGUCUACUCGUUCACUUUUGCUCCGAUGAAGAAUCCACCGCCUCAACAGCACCAUAAGCUCCGGAUCCGGCGAACGCCUUGUGCUUCUGCAGUUGCCGUAGCUUCUCCUGGCGUUUCCAAGCCAGAUCUUCUCGUGAAUUCCCUUUUAUCUAAGGUUCUGGAAUCAGAUAGAGGACUUCUCUUGAGUAGAGAAGAGCACAAAAAGGUGGCCGAGAUGGCUCGUGAAUUGGAGAUCUUCUGUGUGGAUCAACCCGUUAACUGUCCUCUAAUAUUUGGAGAAUGGGAAGUAGUCUACUGUUCAAACCCCACUUCACCAGGAGGAUUCUAUAGGAGUGCAAUUGGUCGUCUUUUCUUCAAAACAAAAGAAAUGAUUCAGGUCCUUGAAGCCCCUGACAUCGUGGUAAAUAAAGUGGGUUUCUCUCUUUUGGGAUUCAUUGAUGGGGAAGUUUCUUUGAAAGGCAAAUUGAAGGUGGUUGAUGAAAAAUGGAUUGAAGUUGUUUUCACACCCCCGAAUGUUAAGAUUGGGUGGGUAGAAUUGAAGUAUGGCGGUGAGAGUGAGGUUAAACUGCAGAUCCUAUACAUUGAUGAGAAGAUGAGGCUGGGAAGAGGAUCCAGAGGCUCUUUAUUUGUUUUCCACCGACGACAUCCAUCCCGUUCAAUAAAUCAAUAAUUAUUGAACGUAUAUCUUUUUAAUAUAUACUCCCUCCGUCCCAUUCGGAGGUUCCAAUUACGGUAUAAGCAACGUAAAUCUCUGCUCACACUCUGAUUAUUUUUAGUAAAUAAAAUUUACAUAUUCAGAUACUACAUUUAAACCGAUACAAAGAC